AUGGCGAGCUUCCGCGCCGUCCUGCUGGCCUGCUAUGCUGUGAUCGGCUGCCAGGCGAAAGUGCGUGCCGUGAUUUCCGUGGAUCUCGCCAGGUUUUACUCCCGUGUCACGAUUGCGGCUCCAAAGACAGCUCUUGCUGUUGCAUAUCUCUUGCACGAGCCCAAUGUGCAGGUCUUGGCCCUGGCGUCUGGUUUCGGGCUAAGCCGAAACUGGUACCAGCGGCUUCUGCUGAAGCAUCCUUGCACGGCUGCAGAGAUGUUCCUGGCCGACCUGCAGCGGCAAGAUGUGCCUGUUGUCUGUGGUUUGACAUCAGGAACUUUUCUACAGCGCGGCACAGCUGAUGAUGUGCUGGACAAGUUGAUGGCAGGCUCGGGUGAGGAGCCUACCACGUGGCUUGUGCUGGACUCGAUGACAGCAGCAGCUGCCGUGACCCUGCCCUCGCUGAAAACUUCGAGAAGGAUCUCCGAGUUCGCCUUUGCCGGGCCCGGGCUCCGCUGGCUGGGGGCCGACUCCGGCAGCUUCCUGGGGGCGCCAGGUUUGAUGCUGCGCAGCUGGCAGGACUCCCUCAAGGAGGUGACGCCCCGCUUGCGACUGGUCCGCAUUUCCGGGAACUCCACGCUUGACAAGGAGAUUGGCAAAUGUCGAGGUUCCUGGAUGGCGCAUCACUAUCGAAGAGCCCCGUUCGUGUCGACCAUCCAGCAGCAGAUAUCUCCAAUGGCAUCGAAGUUUGCCACGAGCAGCAAUGUCAUCGCAGCUACCGCCAUCCUAGGCUUGGUCAGCGUAAUCUUCCCGCAGGAUGACGAUGCCCCGCUCCUCGCCGCCGCGCUGGUGGCAGAGGCUUCUGUGGACUGCGCAGCCGUGUCGCUGGAGGGGCAGACCCAGGUUUCACCGGAAGUCUGCCGCCAAGAGAGAAGAGAGGAUCCGCCUGACACAGUUUAUGUCAAGCUGCAAGACGUGACUGAAGCAAGUCUCAUGCGCGUCGUGAGCACUCUUUGCGAUGUCGCUCCGUCCAAAGUGGCGGAAGAGCUUUGA
Molecule: messenger RNA, 1032 nt
Organism: Symbiodinium sp. CCMP2456
Lineage: Eukaryota; Dinophyceae; Suessiales; Symbiodiniaceae
Source: the annotation of a GenBank genome assembly